Doryrhamphus excisus (bluestripe pipefish) is the source of this 1257-nucleotide messenger RNA. RefSeq lists its product as uncharacterized. Gene Ontology annotation, biological process: T cell costimulation; cellular response to lipopolysaccharide; negative regulation of T cell proliferation. Gene Ontology annotation, cellular component: external side of plasma membrane. The record is from RefSeq and is a predicted model, not a curated record. Lineage: Eukaryota; Metazoa; Chordata; Actinopteri; Syngnathiformes; Syngnathidae.
AUGGUGACACUGGUGCUACGAACACGAGAGGAUCUCCAGAGCGUCCCCCCCCUCCCCUCCACUGAAGUCCUCAGUCGCCGUCACUCUACUGGCACGUCGUCCAUGUCCCAACAGCACUCAUUCCGCUGUGGCGUGCACAUGCCCUGGCUCUCCCGUGGUUCACAGGCCAAUGACACGAGGGAUUUCAGCUACUCUCGGAAAAAAACCCUGACAGGGACAAUCUUCAAACAAGAGGCCAACAUUUCCUGCAUCAUCCAUGACGACUGCAUCCUACCCUGCAACUUCAACCCCCCGGGCACAGUGGUGAUCCAUUGGUACAAGCAGCAAAUACCCGUGCACAGCUACUAUUACAACAAGGAUCAAUUUGGACUCCAGAACAAACAUUUUAGCGGAAGGACUUGCCUAUUUAACUCACAUAUCCCUCAAGGGAAUGCAUCUCUCCAGCUCAGGAGGGUCAAAGUUCAGGACAAAGGCAGGUACAAGUGCUACACAAGCACACGGAAGGGGAACCAGGAAAUGUUUGUAAACCUGGAAGUGAAGGCUCUCAUCCAGUCAGUCAUCAUGGAGCUGAGUGAUGAGAUGGUCACAUGCUCCUGCAACAACAUCUACCCCGCCCCCCUGGUGACAUGGGCUACAGCCCCUCCCUCUCCACAGAAAUCUCUUGAAAAUGUCACCACAAAAACCACAGACCACAAGGGACUUUUCAAUGUACGAAGUUCACUAAAGAUUCAGGGGAACGUCUCUGAUUAUACCUACUUGUGUUCAUUUGCAUCGUCAGAUAAGACCCAGGUGUGGACAGCCUCUCGGAAGAAUCAAGUGAUGACAAAAGAAGAGGGGCACACACUCUGCAUACCCUGCAUUCUCCCACAUGGUCUUCACAAUUUCACCCUCAUCUGGACCUUCACUUCCUCCAGUGAGCCCACAGUAAUUGUGCGAUAUGACAGCAGACAUGGACACACCUUCAACCUGUGGGAGGGUCUAGCUGAAUUGGACCAGGAGCAACUCCUGCUGGGAAAUGGAUCCCUUAUGAUUCACAAGUCAGACAGUGAAGAGCACUCUGGGAUGUACACGUGCACCUUCACUGGCCUGCAGAGCCGGCUCAUUGUUCAGACCAAAGUCAACAUCACUGUCGCAUCAAUAGGUUUGACUGAACGGAAAAUGCAGAGGUCACGAUGGAGCACCGCAGCAUCCGCAGCUUUUGCCUUGUUCACCGUCAUUUUGGCUAUUCCACAAUGUCUCAGGCAUAGAGGUUUCUGA